Papilio machaon (common yellow swallowtail) is the source of this 698-nucleotide messenger RNA. RefSeq lists its product as uncharacterized. NCBI's taxonomy places the organism in Eukaryota, Metazoa, Arthropoda, Insecta, Lepidoptera, Papilionidae. The record is from RefSeq and is a predicted model, not a curated record. The transcript is spliced from 5 exons. The coding region runs from base 18 to 563 and encodes 181 amino acids.
UUCGACAAUAAUAAGUGAUGGGUUUGAUACAAUCUCUUAUGUGCGCUAUCGUGCUUUGCUUCGAAAGAGUGGUGUCAUGGCUGUGCUGCGCUAUGGUGUUGGUGGUGAUAUUGUUAAUGAUCAUUGUCUUGACGCUAUACGGCAUCACGCUAGGGUAUCACUACGCACAAAAGGAAAUAGCACGUUUCGCUGCCGGUGAAGAAGGAGGUGGGACAGAAAGUGGGUUAUUGCGUGAGGGGGAGGCGCAGCAGCAGGAGAUAGUCGAGCCCCUGGUGCGUCUCGUCGCCGUCAACCGCACGCAGCCGGAGACAUCUGGCGACAUGCCGGGUUCGUUUGAUGUUAGGACAGUGUCAGCGCAGCCAUUGUACCUGGAUUCGACACCAACACCACUUGUUGUUCUAGAAAGUGAAAGGCCAAUAAAAGAAGUGGAAUUAACGCCUCAUGAGAAGGAAUUAGCGUUGAAAUUGAUCGGCCGAUUUCGACGAAUAAAGAGAAAUAACUACACAAGUUAUUCACCGCCUACGUCAAGACAUGAAGACUCUAUUACGACGUCAGCAGCUUAAUAACUAGACAAUCAUUUAAACGAAGUUUAAAAUGUAACAAAGAUAUUAUAAAUACUUUACGUUGUAUAUAGAUUUAUAUUCGUAUUAACUUUUCAUUUUGCAACUCUAUCGUUUUUGAUGGUUAUUUAGUUUGAU